ACCGUGUUGGAUGUUGUUGGUGUGUGGAUGAUUUUCAUAGAUUUUCAUAAUUUCUACUCACUUGUUUUAACUUUGUUUUAAAUUCAUUUGUUGUGUACACUACUUAGCAUCCAAAUCAAAUUGUCAACAGACAAGAAUAGCAACAACAACAGUUAGCAGCAACCGUAAAAUUAUUAAAUACAAAAAUUGUAUUUUAUUCAACCUGGUGAUUUUCUUAUUUGUGUUGUAUAAAAUGGUCCUGUGAAAUGUUAUAAUAACUCGGGUUUCUCUUUUCGUUUUAAAACCAUUUUCAAACUGUGAGUGUAUGAGUGGUGCGGAUUAUUUAUAUUUUGUGUUUUUCAUUGGCAAGCAAACUUUUUAUUCUGCUCCAUUUCGACAUAGAAUUGGUUUUUUUUUCAUGUGUAAACAAAUCAAAAUCAAUCCUUGUUAAUCGGAAUAACAAAUAAAUUUGAAAGUUUUUUUUUGGUAUCGUUGGUGGGAGGGAAAAACACCUCAAAAACGGUAUAUAUAAAACGCACACUAUAAAGCGAAAUGUGCUCUGACAAACGCGAAUUUUGUCAGCAGCAGUAGGCAACAACAACAAGACCAAAACCAGUGCACGAAUAAAGUUCAUGAACAAAAAAUGAUGAAACAAAACUGAAACAUUGGCUGAAAAUCAUUUAUUUAUUGACUUUUCGUACAGAUUUACUUUCGAUUGUUUUGUUUGCUGCUUCGUUUGUUGCCAAAAAGAUCAGUGUCUGUGUUAUUGUUUUCAAUUGUAUUAAUUUGAAGCGAAUUGCAGCGAAUGAACUGAAUAAAAAAGGCGCGCUCGUUCAUUAGGAUCAUGUGCAUACUGACAACGUGUAUCAAUUGAGUAUUCAAACGGCGCUUUGUGUUUGUAUUCGAAAGCGUGCCCCGAAUGAUGUAAGUUCAUAGCACACACACACACACGUACCAAAUCUAAAUAAUAACCGACAAAAAGCAAGGAGGUCAUGAUGCAUAUCUCCUUGUUCGACGAUUGAUCAUGUGCUUGUGAAUAUGUGGCCUGACAAAUGCGAUGUGUCAAAAUUCCUCAUAUCGCAUAUUCAUUCAAAUUUUUUGCCGAAUAACCAGAACAACAAACAACAAAUAACCAUAUGUAGUUUUGAACAAAAUAAGAGACAGAAGAGAAUACGGUUUGUAAAGCAGCGGCGGUGUUAAUCUACGCAAAUUACGAAAAAACUAAUCAAUUAUUCAUCGGAUUUACAUUAGCAAAUUUUCGCUAUAGCAAACCACAACCAAAUGCAAUAGAAAAAAACAAGAACAAGAAAAAAUCACCCCCAUAGCAAAAAAGUGUAUUCAAAACUGAAACAAAAGAAAAAACCCAACACCAUAUUUGCAAUUUAUCACGAAAAACCAAUCGCCAACGGAAAUAAAGCGAGACGAGAAACUAAUUCAGUUUUAAUUGCUGCCCCGUUAGAACGACGGAGACUGACGAAUUAAAUCCACUAAACAACCACAUACAGAGUUCGUCAAUCGGUGAUAUCGUGGUGUUAGCUGUUUUUUUGGAUAAUUCAAACAAAACUAUCACAUUUGUGAACGAUAUAAAACGAACCACACACUCAUACUGUGUAGAAAUCAAUACAAAAUCACCGAAAAAUUGAUUGUAUUAUCCAAUUCACAAAAAAGGUAAUAUUGAUAGCGUAUUUGACAAGAGAGAAUCAUACACGUCAUAAUUUUAAUACAAUUUUGGCAGCGGCUUGUCAAUAACUACACAGAAGGCCACCCUCGUAGAUGAAUAUUUUGUUUGAUUGAGUGAUAGGUGAGAGAGAAAAUCGGAACGCUUUUGAUAUCAGUUAUAUGUCCGGUUCCGAAACGCAUCCAUUUUUACUUCGUCGGGACCCCAUUGAAAACACGAAUGUGUGAACAUUGGUUGUAAGUUCAAUAAAGAGUACCUUCAACAAUAUACAUAUCAUUUAACAAACAUAUCAGCACAUACAUACGCUUGCCUGAAUAUAAUUACAUUGAUUGUCUUUAUAUUCACGUGCUUUGUGCCAUUACUUAAUUUGAAUUAGAUGUGCGUGCAAACAAACUAACAAAAACAAAACUUCAAACGCAAAAGAAAGCGAAUCGGAUCGCAACAGGGAAUUCAGUACGUUGUCAAGCAAAAAAAAAAACAGAAACCAAAACAACAACAGCACCACCAACAAAAACCGUUUAGCAUUUUAACGUCAAAUUCUCUAACACAUACAUUCAUAACAUAUCGCGUUCUACAUACACACCGUUUGUGCUGUUGUAUAUAUACAUACGACCUUAAAGACAUGAAUUCAAAUGAAUUAUGUGUUCAUUUCACGAUGGAAAAUAUAUUAUGUUAAGUAUCAAAUGACAGAUCAAAUGCGAUUAGUUAACAUUAUUGUGCGGCUAAAAUUAAGCGUCUUCAUAUAAAUAUAUAGUGUACGAAAAAAAAAGAGAAAAAUAAUAAUAUAACAAAUCGAAUGAAAAUUGUAUAUCGUGCUGUUCGGGCGUUGCUUUUACAAUUUGGAACAAAUCAACGAUGAAUGGCAAUGUUCAUUGGUAGACACGACAACGAUGAUGAUAUCGACACAAUGCGGCUCAACUUUCAAACGCCAAUUAUAGAAAUAUAAUCACCGUAGACUACACAAACUGGAACUACAACAUUUUGCAACUUGUUGUGAUCGGCACACAUGAAAUUGAAGAGAAAUACACAUGAAAAAAAACAACAACAACAACAAAAUGAAAACAAUAUUGUGUGCAAACGAGAUGAGACGGGUAUCAUCAUCAUUAUCAUCAAUACCCUUUCAGCAAUGAGACACUGAAUUACUACCAAAUGGAAAAUUGAUUGUCAACAUUUCAAGCAGAACAGCAACGACGUCGAGGUUGACAACAAUAGCAACAUCACCAUCAGAAUGAUAUGCAUGCACAUAAAUCAAAUAACAAGCAAUGUUGUUGACGCAGACUGCAUGCAACAAUUAUUCAUUUUUAAUUAUCUGAGCAAAUACUAAAAAGUCUUUCUUACAACAAAAAAAACCGGAAGAAGAAAAUCCAAGAGCCAAGCAAGAAACUCAAUAUUUUGAACGAAUUUAAAAAAUAAAAUAAAAUAAACGUAAAUCGACAACGUUUGAUCGGUGACAACAAUACACAAUAAACAGGAAACGACGAGUGAAUAGAAUACAAAUAUUCUAUAGAGAGUGUGUUUGUGCGUUUGACGUGGGUGUAUUCACCCCGUCACAAAACCACCACGUUUUCCAUCUCAACAAAAGCGACGGUAGCGAGUGUUCGUCACAUCUAUAAAUCGGAAGUUUUGAUAAAUAAUUCCCAAUACAAAAUCUACGUUGAAAGCCAUUGAGUAAUUGUUGGUCAUCAUCUUCCGAUGGUAUUACAUCAACGAAGCGAUCAAAUAAAGGAUUGUUCAAUUAAAUUACCGCUGGAUAUUCCAUGGUUAAUCAAAACGGCAAUGAGGCCGGUGGGCCCGUUUGAUUCAUCAUCACCGUCCUUUGUACAACACAAUGAUUGCGUACUUGUUGUUGGAGUAUCCCGUCCAAAAUUAGCUGCUGCUUUUUUAACAAUUAUGAUUAUAUCGUUGUUUUUAACAUUUCAUGUGCUAUAUGAUAGCGCCAUCUAUAGCAUUCAGGCUGCUUCCAGUCCCAGUGCUUCGACAGAUGAUCGAUUCUCAUAUCUAUCGAAUCAGAUCUAUGGACCGAAUGAUGCGACAUCUGCAAUAAAAAAUUCAGUUGUUUUCCCUAGCAAAAUACAUUUUCCAAAAACAAGCAGAAGGCUUCCACAGGCACUGGUAAUCGGUGUACGAAAAUGCGGUACACGAGCGCUACUUGAGAUGCUGUACUUACAUCCGCGAAUACAAAAAGCGGCCGGCGAGGUGCAUUUUUUCGAUCGUGACGAAAACUAUUGGAAAGGUUUAGAAUGGUAUCGAAAAAAGAUGCCGCAUUCGUUUCGUGGUCAAAUUACCAUUGAAAAAAGUCCCAGCUACUUUGUCACGCCCGAGGUACCUGAACGUGUUAGAGCAAUGAAUGCCACAAUAAAAUUGUUACUGAUCGUUAGAGAACCAGUGACGAGAGCAAUAUCAGAUUAUACACAGCUACGAAGUCAUGCGGCGACUGCAACUCUUCCACAACAGCCACCAAUAACGCAACAACAGCAACAAUCAUCGGUGCCAAUGUCAGUGACAUCGUCAACGCCGUUGCUAAGCGCUGCUUCAAAAACAUUCGAAGAAUUGGCCAUACUUCCGAACGGCACCGUUAAUGAAGCGUAUCGACCAUUAACCAUAUCAAUGUACCAUUUGCACAUGCAUCGAUGGCUCGAGGUAUUUUCACGUGAACAGCUUUUAGUUGUAAAUGGUGACCAAUUGAUUGAAGAUCCGGUAUCACAACUACGACGAAUCGAAACAUUUUUAGGAAUCGAGCAUCGUAUAUCGAGGCGAAAUUUUUAUUUCAACGAGACAAAAGGUUUCUAUUGUUUACGAAAUGAUACAGCCGAUAAGUGUUUGCGUGAAACAAAAGGCCGUAAGCAUCCGCAUGUUGAUCCACAGGUGAUAUCAAAACUUCGAAAAUUUUUUGCUGAACACAAUCAAAAAUUCUAUGAACUGAUUGGCGAAGACUUGGGAUGGCCCGAAGAAUAAACAAUCACCAAAUCAACACCACCGCACACAACGUAAUGCAAGCCACUCAAAGUGAAAAUAUUUAUAAAUAAACUAACUAAUUCGAUAAAUAAGCAACAAGCCACGAUUGAACAAAGAAAAAAACAUUUUUUUUUAAAUAUUGGAGUGAUAUACGGAAAUGUAACAAAUAUGAUUCGAAUAUAAAAGCGAUACUAUUUGUUAAGGAAAUAUUGCUAAUAGCCGUACGCUCACUGAGUAAUGUGUCACAAAAUGAAAAGCAGCACAUUAAUAUUACUAAAUGACCGAGUAGAAAUGGAUUUUAUACGAAAAUGAAUGUGAAUUCAAUUAAGUAAGAUGCACAGGUUGUGCCGGUUUUAGACGACCAUUAGUUUAUCCCUCCGACGAAACAAAUAUCGAAUUUUGUAUUUGUUAUGGUCGAUCGACAAUUUCAAACCAAUAUGGAAAAAUGAAAAGAGAUCGACCGAUGAUACAGAAUCAAAUGAAAUCAAUCGCAUGAAUUACAUUAUUUGCAUCAAAGUGUUUGAAUUUAAAUUGAUCGAUUUGCUCGUUGAUGCAUACUUAUUAUAUUCCAUGGACACUGUUAAAUAUACGGUGAUUAGUGUCAGUGCGAUAUGACAAAAGAGCUUUUAUAGAUUUAAUUUUACCUAGCCACUUAACUCGCAUUGUGUGACUCACAUACCGUUAGUGUUCUCUUUUUUUUUUUGUUCUAACCCAUCACUCAUGAAGCUAUGAUGGUGGUGGUAGUGGUAAUAUUUUCGACGUUAACACAAAAUAAUAAGGGAACAUUUUCCAUAUUCCAUAUUGCAUUGAGUUUCUCAUUCAACACGAAAUGGAAAGUAAUCAAUUUGAAGUAAGCAUUUAUCAUAAUAUCACAUCUGCUGCGCGAACCAUACAUUUCUUGACUAUUUCUCUAGAGUGCGAGUGAAUUUUAAUGAAAAUAAAUAUGGAGAAAGGAAAUGUGUGUUAUUUUUUGCUACUCUAGCUCAACAACACGACGCCAAAGAGAGAAGGAAAAAAAAAAACUAAAGGCGUCUCUUUGAAAAAUGCGCCAUAAUUACAUGUGUAAUUUCAUUGUAUUUUACUUGUGUGAAGUGGUCAAAAUAACAAUCUCGUGUGUUUGUUUUUUUCUCCGAAUGUCUCUUUUCCCGUGCAUGUUCGAGGUUUUUCGUUUUAAGUCGUUUUCUAAUUUUUCAUUCAAUUUUAUCUUCCCUGAAAUGACCAAGAGAAUGGAAAACAAGUAAAAUACUACACAUUUGAAAUUGCUUUCGUUCUUUUAAUACAUAAUCACUUCAUUCUCUCUUUCUUACUUGGUUUUUGGUUUUUAUUGAAAAUCCUUGGUUUUGUAUAUCUUGCAUUCCAUUGAGGGAAAAGUUCAAUGUAUUCAAAUGAAUAGGCGACCAAACACAAGAGCCGUAUUAUGUGUGCAUUUAUUUGAGACCCUACCAUUUAUAUUCACAUUCAAAACUUGAAUACAUUUCAAUUUAAUUAAUUUUUACACAAUUUUAUCGGCCACAUAUAUACAAGUACUUAGUACAUACACUCCUUCAAAUGAAAAUUCAAUGUACGAAUUACUCGAAUGGUAUUGUGCCAAAUGGAUUUGUUUGCACAAAUAAAUUCAAUAAAAUAAGAUCAGAUGUAAUUAAAUUGUAAAAGAUGCACGAUCAACUUUAUCGAAAACUCGAAUGGCCUUCAUAUCUCAAAUAAAAAGAAAAACGAUGACUAUAAAACAAACCGAAUGGUAAUGCCAUUCUUGGCGGUCACAUGCAGUCAUUUCGAAAAUGGUGUAUGUGCUAGAUUGGAUGGGGUGAUGUACACAAAACAAUUUCGUCUCAUAUUGGUGUCAUUCAUAAUGCAUGCCGACGUGGUGCGCCACUCUGCUCUUUUACCGCCAUCGUCGCCUCUAUUUUGUUAUUUUCUUUUAUAUUGUGGUGCUGGCGCAAAGAAUUUAUCUAAAGAAAGGCAACAGACAGACCCAAGAAGAGAACCAUUGUGUAAAUAGGCUGCUCUGCAAUUACAAGAGACAGAAUAUAAGAAACAACAACAACAAAAUAACGGGUUUCCUAUAAAUCAUUGCUUGCGCCCCAUUUAUAACAUGCAAUCACUUUGUUCACCUUAACGCGAAAGCGAAUUGAACUGCCAUUUUCUGAGCAGCGAAAAUGAAAUGCUUGUAUUAUAUUUCAAUCUAUGACACCCGAACAAAAGUAACACCGAACCAACCGAAUGGCAAUGAGUGUGAAUAUGAACAAGAAAAAUGUGAAGAAAAAUCAUUGCUCACCAAUUGUAAGCGAUAUUCAGUUGUGUGCGCACCAAACAAACAAACUGAGGAGCCAACUGUCACGGUUGCCACCAUCAACACCGUUCACUGUGUGCGAGCGAGAGAAUUUCAGAAAAAAAAUCGCGCGAGAGAGAAAGAGAUAAAGAGAAAUAGAAAGUGAGCGAGAACGAACGCCAUUUGUUUUAUCAAGUGGUAUCUCAUUAUCGCUUGAUUUAUUGAAUAUUGCAACAUCAAUUCAAUGGGCAAAUACUAUUAUGAAUGCAUUACUCGAUAUUGUGCUCACUCUGAUUGGUGGCUGCAUUUACAGCGCUACUCUGACGUCGCCAUUCAUCGGGCACAUUCAUUCGCAGAAUUGUAUAAUCAUAAUGUGCUUCCAUUCGGACGAUUUAUAUGUCCUGUCGAUGCUGAUGAUAAGUGUUCAGAAAGCAUCUCCUUUUAUAAAUUUUGAGCUCGUUCACUUUUUCAUUCCUUCUUUCGUCGUUCUGAUGUUCGCACAUAAGUGAAUAGAUCGAGGGAAUACUUAUUUUGUGAUCGUCAUCUUAACCGGCAACAAACUAACAACUACGUGCUGCAAUUAAGAGUCGAACGAACGUGGUAAGAAAAACAUCACUCUCAAUGAAAAUAAAAAACAUAAAACGAAAAAGAAAACAAAGAAGAUUAAAAAAAGCUUAGAUAAUUUAAGAUGAAUGAGAACAUUAUAAGCAAUAUCUAAAUUUAUUAUCAAUAUCGCGAAAACAAAUAAACUAUAUGUGAAAUCAAGCGUCACAAACUUCAUUCGGUGGUACGUAAGUACACUUCUCUUAUAUUGAAUGAUAAACAACUGAAACUUGUUAUAGGAACAUUGAGAGCAUGAAUAAGCUUGUCUCAAAUUAAAAAAAAAUGAAACAUAUCAACAAAAUUAACAAACACAUAUCAAAAAAAGACAAACAACCUAAGAAACCUAAACAUAUCAAAUUAGGCGAUAGUUUUAAAUUAAAAAGAUGAAAAGUUUCAAGUGUAAAACAGAGAAUGAGAGAGAUAAACUCACAAACUCUAAUUUAAAUUGUUAAGCGUUUGAACUAUUUACAUUUUUAAGAA
Molecule: messenger RNA, 7964 nt
Organism: Contarinia nasturtii (swede midge)
Lineage: Eukaryota; Metazoa; Arthropoda; Insecta; Diptera; Cecidomyiidae
Gene: Hs3st-A
Product: heparan sulfate glucosamine 3-O-sulfotransferase 5
Exons: 9
Coding region: 3350-4612 (420 amino acids)
Molecular function (GO): [heparan sulfate]-glucosamine 3-sulfotransferase activity
Source: RefSeq, a predicted model, not a curated record